Molecule: messenger RNA, 735 nt
Organism: Micromonas commoda
Lineage: Eukaryota; Viridiplantae; Chlorophyta; Mamiellophyceae; Mamiellales; Mamiellaceae
Exons: 1
Source: RefSeq, a predicted model, not a curated record
CACCAGUCCACCGCGGCGAAGCUCUCGUUCGCGGACGAGUGCCGCACGCUCGUCGACCUCGGCAGGUACGGCGUCAUCUCCACCUUUGCCAGGGAGCACGGCGGCGAGUACCCCACGGGAUCCAUCGUCGGCUUCGCCUCGGACGACGACGGGCGACCCAUCUUCGCGCUCUCGUCCAUGAGCGGACACACCGGCGACCUCAAGGCGAACGGCAAGUGCUCGCUCACCGUCACCGCGCCCGGGUUCACCGGCGCCGCGGACGCGCGCGUCACCAUCACCGGAACCGUCGCCCCGAUCACCGACGCCGACGACCAAAAGGCCGCCAGGGAAACGUACCUCGCCAAGCAUCCAGACGCCUUCUGGGUCGACUUCGGCGAUUUCUCGUGGCACCGCAUGGACGGGAUACUGGGCGCGAGGCUCGUCGGCGGGUUCGCGCGCGCGGGCGGGGUGAGCGGUGAGGAGUACGCCGCGGGAGCGCCGGACCCGGUCGCGGGGUUCAGCGCGCCCAUCGCGUCGCACAUGAACGCGGAUCACGUCGACUCGCUCGUCGCCAUGGUGGGCCAUUACGUCGGCCUCACCGUCGAGGACGCGGCCAUCGCGAGCUUGGACGCGAUCGGGAUGAACAUGAAGGUGACGAGGGGCGGGGAGAGCUUCAAGAUCAGGCUGCCGUUCACGGAGCCCGCGCGGGAUCGCAAGGCUGUGAAGGAGGUGCUGGUGGGGAUGACGAAGGCGGCG